Messenger RNA from Hyposmocoma kahamanoa, 1019 nucleotides. Its product is annotated as lens fiber major intrinsic protein-like. The coding region runs from base 82 to 876 and encodes 264 amino acids. The transcript has 4 exons. Gene Ontology annotation, cellular component: plasma membrane. NCBI's taxonomy places the organism in Eukaryota, Metazoa, Arthropoda, Insecta, Lepidoptera, Cosmopterigidae. Gene Ontology annotation, molecular function: water channel activity. Gene Ontology annotation, biological process: transmembrane transport. The record is from RefSeq and is a predicted model, not a curated record.
CUCGCGCCAGUCCGCCCGCGACCGCCGACUUCGUCGCUCCGCUCCGCUCGCCGCUCCGCGAACUUCCGCACGCACUGCACGAUGCCGCACCACGGCGACGACGGCGAGGGCGGGGCUUGGCGACGAGCGCGUGCGCUUUCGCGGCCGCUGCUGGGCGAGCUGCUGGGCACGGCGCUGCUCGUGCUGCUGGGCGUGGCGUCGCUGCUGCCGGUGGCGGGCCCGCGGCCGCUCACGCACCCCGCGCUGGCCUUCGGCUUCCUCGUCACGGCGCUGGUGCAGGCGCUGGGCCCCGUCAGCGGCGCGCACUUGAACCCCGCCGUGACGCUGGCCGCGCUGCUGCACGGCCAGCUGCCCGCCCUGCCGGCGCUGGCCUACGUGCUAGCGCAGCUGCUGGGCGGCACGCUGGGCUUCGGCGUGCUGGUGGGCGUGCUGCCGCCGCACGCGCUGCUGGACCUGGACGACGCCGGCGUCGUGCGGGGCGUGCACGGCUGCACGGCGCCCGCGCCGCACGUGUCGGCGCUGGCCGCCUUGCUGACCGAGGCGCUGCUGACGGGGCUGCUGGCGCUGGUGGCCUGCGCCGUGUGGGCGGGCCACGACCCCGCGCGCCCCGACCACUCCGCGCCGGUCAAGCUCGGCCUCACCGUGGCCGGCCUCGUCUACGCCGGCGGGCCGAUUUCGGGCGCGAGCCUCAACCCCGCGCGCAGCCUGGGCCCGGCGCUGUGGCUCGGCUCCUGGACCGGCCACUGGGUGUACUGGGCGGGCCCGCUGGGCGGCGCGGCGCUGGCGGCGCUGCUGCACCGCUGGGUGCUGCUGCCGCGCCGCGCGCCCCCGCGCCCCGCGGAGGCGCUGCCGCUGCGCGACAAGCCGGACCUCUGACCGCCUCUGCCUGCCGCCGCUCGAUCCCGCUCGAUGAAGCGGUCGCUUUCAUCGAACACGACCUCCUCGUUGCAUUUUUGUACCGACUUCGAUAUCACCUAUCGAAGGUUCGUUCACUCGUUAGGUACCGGUUAAGGGACACC